Messenger RNA from Synchytrium microbalum, 1314 nucleotides. RefSeq lists its product as uncharacterized. The transcript is spliced from 6 exons. Bases 1 to 1314 code for a protein of 437 amino acids. Gene Ontology annotation, cellular component: plasma membrane; nucleus; cell projection. The record is from RefSeq and is a predicted model, not a curated record. Gene Ontology annotation, biological process: phosphatidylinositol 3-kinase/protein kinase B signal transduction; regulation of phosphatidylinositol 3-kinase/protein kinase B signal transduction; negative regulation of cell population proliferation. Lineage: Eukaryota; Fungi; Chytridiomycota; Chytridiomycetes; Synchytriales; Synchytriaceae. Gene Ontology annotation, molecular function: phosphatidylinositol-3,4,5-trisphosphate 3-phosphatase activity; protein tyrosine phosphatase activity.
AUGAAUGCGCUAUUCAAUCCGUUGAGAGCUGCUGUCUCGUUACAAAAGAGACGCUUUGUAGACGAAGCCGAUGGCUUCAAUCUUGAUCUGACAUAUAUAACGGACAAUGUCAUUGCUAUGGGAGCUCCAGCCGAGAGAAUGGAUGCCCUGUAUCGCAAUCCCAUUGGUGAAGUCAGAAGAUUCUUGGACUUGAAACAUGCAAAUCGAUACAAGAUAUACAAUCUAUGCUCUGAACAAUGCUAUCCGUCGUCUCGGUUUCCAUCUGCUCCUAUCGCACACUACCCCUUUGACGAUCACAAUCCACCACCGAUUGAGAUCUUUCAGCCGUUUGUUAAUGAUGUGAGGACAUGGUUGUCGGUUCAUGAAAAGAAUGUCGCGGUGGUGCAUUGUAAAGCUGGCAAAGGUCGAACGGGUGUUAUGGUCUGUGCAUACUUACUCUCUAUUGGGCUGGCAAAGAAUGCGGAAGAAGCUAUAAGGUUUUAUGGAGCUGCUAGGACGAGGAAUCAGAAGGGAGUCACAAUACCUUCACAAGUCCGAUAUGUACAUUAUUGUGAUGCCUUGAUACGUAAUGGCUGGAAGUAUGCUACCAAGACACUCUUCCUCAAAUCCAUUGUGUUGCACACCAUACCUCAUUUCUCCAGUAUGCAUCCACAUCCCUUGACUAUGAUUACUAUCAGGCAUACCGUAGUGUAUACUUUGAACUCGAGCACUCGUGUCUCCAAAACACCAGGCUCCAUCCGAAUCACUCCAGGCAGUGUAAUCCCUCUAUGCGGUGACGUCAAGAUAGAAUUCUUCCACUGUGAUACACUUCGAACCAUCAAAAUGUGCCGAGUCUGGUUCAACACGGCCUUCAUCCCUCCCGCAGAUAGCAAACAAGAACCCAACAUGCAUCGUCUAGUACUACGCAAGUGGGAAGUAGAUGGUGCACAUAAAGACAAGUACUCGAAACGAUUUGAUGAUACGUUUGCUGUCGAGAUUGAAUUGCUGGAUUUGGAGAAUAGUGAUGAGGUUGAAGAGGUAGUUGAUGAGGAUCAAGAAGCUGUCGUGCCGGUAAUGGAUCGACCGACAACACCAGCGUCAUCUACUGGUGUUACUCGUAGUACGUCUCGUAAAUCGACGUUGCUUGAUGCUAUUGAACUGAGACGAUUGUCUCGAGUCACAUCUGUAGAACCGAUAAUAGCACCAGUAGCUGAAGAAGCAGAAGACGAAGAGGUCGUCAGCAAGAACUUGGUAGUAGUAGAUUCGGAUGCCAUAGUACAAGCCAACGCUGAAUUUGACCAGCAGCUUGACUCUGAUAUCGAGUCUGAAGGGUAA